Molecule: messenger RNA, 1084 nt
Organism: Paralichthys olivaceus (Japanese flounder)
Lineage: Eukaryota; Metazoa; Chordata; Actinopteri; Pleuronectiformes; Paralichthyidae
Gene: rab27a
Product: RAB27A, member RAS oncogene family
Biological process (GO): positive regulation of exocytosis; exocytosis
Cellular component (GO): exocytic vesicle; Golgi apparatus; secretory granule
Molecular function (GO): GTPase activity; GTP binding
Source: RefSeq, a predicted model, not a curated record
CGUGGGGAGGAGCUGAGUGUCGGAGAGAGAGAGAGAGAGAGAGAGAGAGAGGAGCUGGUGCUCAGUGUUAAUGAAGCCGCAGCUCGACUCAUGGAUCACAGGCGACUCUCAAAGUGAAGAAACCCUCCAUUUACUGCGCCGCUCUCAGUUAUCACCGCUGAAGAGCUGAAGAAAAGUUCCUCAGGACCGAGAGCAGCAGCAGAGGCAGCGGCAGCAGCGACGCCCCGGGGCCGAUAUUAAGGACUCACUAUGUCUGAUGGGGACUAUGAUUACCUCAUCAAAUUCCUAGCCCUCGGUGAUUCCGGCGUGGGAAAAACGAGCUUCCUCUACCAAUACACAGAUGGCAAGUUUAACUCCAAGUUCAUCACCACAGUCGGGAUAGACUUCAGAGAAAAAAGAGUGGUCUACAAAUCCUCAGGUCCAGAUGGAUCCUCAGGUCGAGGGCAGAAGAUCCACAUGCAGCUGUGGGACACUGCAGGACAGGAGAGGUUUCGGAGUUUGACGACUGCGUUCUUCAGAGAUGCGAUGGGUUUCCUCCUCCUGUUUGACCUCACAAAUGAGCAAAGUUUCCUCAACGUCAGAAACUGGAUGAGUCAGUUACAGAUUCACGCGUACUGCGAAAAUCCAGACAUUGUUCUGUGCGGCAACAAAUGUGACCUGACGGAUCAGAGAGCAGUGAGAGAAGACGAGGCACGAGAGCUGGCAGAGAAGUACGGAAUCCCAUACUUUGAGACGAGUGCUGCUGAAGGGGAGAAUGUGAACCAGGCCGUGGACGUCCUGCUCGAUCUCAUCAUGAAGAGGAUGGAACGAUGUGUCGACAAGUCUUGGAUCCCCGACGGGACCGUCCGAGCUAACGGACCCAUCGACUCAGACAUCUCCGAGAGCUCGGAGCAGAGCAAAUGUGCAUGUUAGAAUUAUGUGGAGUCAUUUGAGUUACAUAUGUGUGUGUCCAUGAUACUGGCGAAAAAAAUAGAAAGACAACCACGUUCAAUGUUUCACAAAGUGAGAGGAUUAUUUCUGUGUUAGGUCAAACUUAACAGUCAUUUGUGCCCAUUGCUCCAUAAACUGUGCAUACUUUUAUUGA